Emericellopsis cladophorae is the source of this 551-nucleotide messenger RNA. RefSeq lists its product as uncharacterized. NCBI's taxonomy places the organism in Eukaryota, Fungi, Ascomycota, Sordariomycetes, Hypocreales, Bionectriaceae. The record is from RefSeq and is a predicted model, not a curated record. The annotation marks the transcript as partial. The transcript is spliced from 3 exons.
AUGGCUUUGGCGGAGCCACCGACACAGCAGGCGCUCGACGCAUUUCCUAUCUGCGUGAGUGAUUGUAUCACGGCAGGCAUCAUGGAACAGAGCUGCGACGCGGCUGACCUACAAUGUAUCUGUGCGAGCGAUACCCUUCGUGCGUACCUCGGCGUAUGCGUGGGUGUUUCUUCCGCGAGGAAUAUCACCACUGCCCUUUGCCAUUCCUCGGCACGAAGUCGGUCUGGUCAGCUUGUCGUGGUGGCGUCCACGAUGACAGGUCUGGCCGUGGCCUUUGCCACGGCCCGCCUUGUUUGCCGGCAGUGGGUGGUCGGAUCUUCGCUGUGGUUAGAUGACUGGUUGGCCCUUGGCGCGACUGGUACCAUCAUCGCGAGCGCUUUCAUCAAUAUCUACGGCCUGGCUGGACACGGGCUGGGCCGGGACAUCUGGACCCUGUCGGCAGGCGAGAUCACCGCGGUUCUGCGAUACUUCCACACGAUAGCAUGGCUGUACUUCCUGGACACUGCACUGGUGAAGUUGUCCGUCAUCGUCUUCUACCUCCGCAUUUUCCC